This is a messenger RNA of Gigantopelta aegis, 1313 nucleotides long. RefSeq lists its product as uncharacterized. The record is from RefSeq and is a predicted model, not a curated record. NCBI's taxonomy places the organism in Eukaryota, Metazoa, Mollusca, Gastropoda, Neomphalida, Peltospiridae. The transcript is spliced from 2 exons. Bases 117 to 464 code for a protein of 115 amino acids.
AGACCACCUUUUAAAUUUUAGAAAACGAUAUCAGAGAGUUUCGAGAAGGCUUCAGGUACCACGAACCGGAGUCGUUUGCUGUGAGGUAUGUGUACUUCCGUCCUGACACCGGUUACAUGGCCUCGUUCAGCUGCUCUUUAGACGGGGGCAAACUGGCAGUGUUAGACACCUUACAGAAAUGGAAGAUCAUACAGAUGGACAUUAAAGGAAACAAAGAACUCAGUGACUUGAAAGAAGGAUUUCAUGUCGGAGCAAAAUACAUACCUCAGAAAGAGGGAUUUUACUGGUUAAACAAUAAACCUGUACAUCGCGACAUGUUGUCGGAGCGGGCCCCUAAUUCCAACGGCAAGUGUGCCAUCCUCGGCCCUGAAGAAGAUGGAUUUCUGAUAGCACAGUACGACUGUAUGAAAAAACUGCCUUAUAUAGGUUCCAUCGAUACAAAACCGGCUGAUCUUGUCGUUUAACCAGGGUGGUUGGAGUCGACGUUGUAGAUGGAACCCUACCCUUUUUCCCCGAGAGCAUUUAAAGCUGCAAUUUCGACAAUUUGAAAUAUAUUUUUAUUAUUUAACUAUUUAAAAUCUGGGUCAUACCUAGCCUGUAAUAAGUGGGAUGGCAGUACAAAAAGAACAAGGGUACUGUAAUAGACGAUGCCAUCAAGGAAAGACAUUUUAAAACUUAAAAAUGAUAUUUUAAAAUAUUUUUAUUACACCCUUGCAUCCACACUAGGUACCCACAAAUAAAAAUACUCAAACCAACACACCACGAACAACAAUAGCAACAAAAAACAACAAACAAAACCAAAAAAAACCCUACCGAGAACAAACAAAACAAACAAACAAAUAAACUAACAAAAAAGAAAGAAAGAAAAGAAAAAGGCGACAUGUUUUUUGAUGAAAUGUUUUAAAGUUGUAAUCGAGUUUGUAUUUUACGUUAAUAAAAGUUAACGAUGUUAUAAUAUGCUUAGAAGAGAUUGCAGCUUUAAAAAUAACGCCUCUUCGUUAUGUAGUAUAAUAAUAAUAAUAAUGCGUAUACCACGACUGUUUGUAUCGGUGCAAUUUGUACCUUUAAAUAAUUAUUAUAACAUUUCUACGUGUUGGUCUUUUAAAGCCUCUUUCACUAUUUCUCAACCUGUAAUGUAUUACACGUUAAUUAUUUUGAACAUAUUUAUAAAACUCAUGUAGACCUGUUUGUCAUGUUUAUUAUUGCUCUAUGUAUGUAGUGAUAUAUAAUCCGAAACUUAGAGCAUGCAUAUUUUUAUUUUGCAAUGAACGGUUUUGGUUUCUAAUAAUAGCAAUUAAAGGUGAAAUACCAUA